GUGGCACCCCUAAAGUCUGAAUCUCUUAAUUCUAUGCCAUGAUUCGUUAUUCAGUGGCACUUGGUUUACUUGCUGUGUGUGUGUUUUUUGCCUCCGACAAAGAUUUUCGGUGGAUUUCAGCUCUGUUGUUGCGAUUGCCGGAGUCACAUACGCUGUUACUGACUCCCGAAGAGCUCUCUCGAUACACGGGUACGCCGGAUAGCCCCGGGCUAUACCUAGCAGUACUGGGACAAGUGUUCGAUGUGAGCAGGGGUCGCAGGCACUACUCUCCGGGGGGCUCAUAUCACGUGUUUGCAGGCAAAGAUGGAUCACGAGCCUUUGUGACUGGAGACUUCACAGAGACUGGCUUAGUGGAUGAUUUAUCUGGACUGUCCCCAUUAGAAGUCCUUGUCAUAAAUGAUUGGCUAUCCUUUUAUAAAAAGGAAUAUCCAUUUGUUGGCAAGUUGAUUGGAAGAUUCUAUACUAACAAUGGAGAACCAACGGAAGCCCUCAAACAGGCCGAGACAUCUAUAUAUGAAGGUCAAAAGCUAAAAGCAAAGACUCAAUUGGACAACCUGCGCUUUCCUCCAUGUAACUCGGAGUGGAGUGCAGCAAGCGGUGGCAGAGUAUGGUGUACCACAAACAGUGGAGGUAUUCAGAGGAACUGGGCUGGGGUUCCUAGAAAACUCUACAGUCCAGGCAGCAGAGGCUUCCAUUGUGUUUGUGUGCAGGUUGUCAAUGACAUUUCCAGUCAGAACAAUAGAGGAGAACUUGACAAUCCAAACCUGCAAGUAUAUGACAACUGUCCUCCACUAGAAGAAUCCUGCAUCCUAAAAGGCUAAAAGCAAAUGAUUGCUGAUUUCCACAAAACUUCUUGGGACUAAAGGAAGGUGAAUGCAGUCUCCUGAAUUCUUGAUAUCUACUUCUGCCAGUGGUUUCCUAUUCAAAUUCCCCACAAGGACAUAACUUUAACAUUUCUGAAAGCUUUCUUGUAACUUUUAUUAAAAUGCUACGCUUUAUUUAAUUCAUACCUCAACUAAUGAGUGUACUACUAAGUUAAAAAGCUGCAACAGCCAAGCACCCAAAAUAUUUGGCUAACAUAGGAGACAGUCACUCAAUAUAAAAUAUAUUAUUUUUUUAAUUGAUGUUACAAAUAUGUGUGUUUAAAAUUUGGAAAAAAAAUAUUUUCAGUUGAAAGCAUUAGUUAACUGGAAAUGUUUUGGACAAUUUAAUUACACCCACAGUAUGUAAGCUGCAAGUAAUGGAUGACCCCACCAGAAUAUAAAAACUAAGUACCUUUAUCUCAUCAUGUGAAUGUAUUAUUCAGGCUAUAAGUAGUAAUAUUAUAGUUUAACUUCAUAAAAGAAUAUUGUACUUAUUUUACAUUGAUUAAUAAACUAUUCUUUUUUCACCAAGGACACCAAGAUUAGACAUAUAAAACAAAGGGUAGUUUUUUGUCCUUUUUGGACUAGCAGAUUUCAGUUUGUAUAUAUUAGUAGCAGAUUCCAAGCAGAGAGAAAAUCUUAAUUUGAAAUGAAAAAUUAUGGAUGUUAUAAAAUUUAUGUGAGGAGAAAGGGGUUAACAUCAAUAAAGUAUGUAUAAGUUGUAUUUAACUAGCUUGAAUAGUCCUGAAAUAUUGAUCAGGUAAUACACACAGUAUUCAAUAGUUCUACUAAGAAAAAAAAAAAAUUUGUAACAGCUUCUAAUCACAGUGUGCAAUAACAGACAAUGCUGAACAGAGAAAAAGUAUUUUUUUACCUUUUCAAAAGACAUUUUAAGCUUUCCUACAAUUUAUCUUUUGUUUCCUUUAAUGUAUUAACCUUGUCUUUUCCCAAUUUAUUUCUAUAAUUUUCUAAACUAAGCAUUUGUUUAAAAUAAAAUACAUUUUGUA
Erpetoichthys calabaricus (reedfish) is the source of this 1870-nucleotide messenger RNA. Its product is annotated as neuferricin. The transcript has 5 exons. Lineage: Eukaryota; Metazoa; Chordata; Cladistia; Polypteriformes; Polypteridae. The record is from RefSeq and is a predicted model, not a curated record. Bases 39 to 821 code for a protein of 260 amino acids. Gene Ontology annotation, cellular component: membrane; endomembrane system.